Molecule: messenger RNA, 726 nt
Organism: Penicillium brevicompactum
Lineage: Eukaryota; Fungi; Ascomycota; Eurotiomycetes; Eurotiales; Aspergillaceae
Product: putative O-methyltransferase
Exons: 2
Coding region: 1-726 (241 amino acids)
Molecular function (GO): O-methyltransferase activity
Source: RefSeq, a predicted model, not a curated record
AUGACACCCAAGACUAUGUCCGAUAUCUUUGCAGAGCGUGCAGUUGAGCUGCGCAAGUUCAUAUUCGAUCAACCAGCAUCCAAGUUCGCCAAUAAUCCAUGGGCUCUGGCAAAUUCCAUUCAAGACUUCGCCAACCAAGUCGGGCAUAUGAUGAUUUUCCAAGGGCCAAAGGUCGAUGUCGCCCGAGAGCAAAUAUUAGCUCUGCAGCCGGCGCCACGGACAAUCGUCGAAUUCGGCACGUUUGUGGGCAAAUCUGCGCUUGUCUGGGGUGCUAUCCUGCGUGACAUCUACGGCAACGCACCACCAGAAGACGUUAAGGUCUAUACUUUUGACCCAGAUGCGCAGAUGGUUGCAUUGACCCGGGAGUUCGUGAAACUCGCAGGUGUGGAAGAUUUUGUGGUAGUCUUGCAGGGCGCAGGCUCGGACUUGCUGCAAAAGCUGAACGCAGAAGGCGAAGUGACGUCGAUCGAUGUGGCAUUCUUCGAUCAUUGGGAGAAAUUCUAUCUGUCUGAUCUGCAGUUGAUUGAAGAGUUGAAGCUUUGGCAUGUUGGGUCCUUGGCAAUCGCGGACAACACAGAUUUCCCUGGAGCUCCUGAUUAUCUGGAAUACAUCAGAGCUAGCGGUAGCAAAAUAUCCGGGGUGAAGUACGCGAGCGAGACCUUCGAUACUGCUGGAAAGAAGGGCCCGAGUGUCGUCGAGGUCAGCACCGUCGUGUCAGUGGAGUGA